Oppia nitens is the source of this 751-nucleotide messenger RNA. RefSeq names its product E3 ubiquitin-protein ligase RNF180-like. The transcript has a single exon. Gene Ontology annotation, biological process: norepinephrine metabolic process; protein polyubiquitination; serotonin metabolic process. Gene Ontology annotation, cellular component: endoplasmic reticulum membrane. The coding region runs from base 169 to 648 and encodes 159 amino acids. The record is from RefSeq and is a predicted model, not a curated record. NCBI's taxonomy places the organism in Eukaryota, Metazoa, Arthropoda, Arachnida, Sarcoptiformes, Oppiidae. Gene Ontology annotation, molecular function: ubiquitin protein ligase activity; ubiquitin conjugating enzyme binding.
CUUUAUAUUAUUAUUAUUAUUAAUACAAACAUGUGUUCAAUGUUUACAAUGUUUUGUCAAACGUUUUUCUGACCAUUUUGUAUGUCCGCUACCGAUGUCCACACCGUUUAUCAUUACCAGUACUAAACUGUGUCCACUCCAGUGUUGACUUGUAUUCUCCACCCGAUUAUGACUGACGACGACGUCAAGUGUGCAAAGUGUCGACACAUACUGUUCGCCGAUAGCCUACUGGUCACGAGUCACGGCGUUGUUGUUGCCGAUGAUAUGAACAACUCGGGUGGUGGUGGUGGCCAUCAUAAUAAUCAGUGUAGCGAUUAUCGGUCAAACACUGUCUGCUAUGUUACCGAACACUCGAUGAACGACUGGAUGCGCCAACAGAUCGAUUCGGGCGACUGGACUAAAGGCCGACUUCAGUGUCCGAACCACAAGUGUUCGGCCCGUAUCGGUUCCUAUGAUUUUAUUACCGGCCAAAAGUGUCGCUGCGGUCGACACGCUCUACCAAACAUUCAGUUUAGCCGAUCGCGUAUCGACCGGCCAUUGCCGUUAAACAAUAUCAAUAACAGUAGUGGACAGUUGGCCGCCGCCGCCACCACCGCUGCUGCAGUAGUUGUAACGUCGGCACCGCCGCAGCCCCCGACGGGUCUAUGAGUGGCCGACGACUACACACUAUAUCGUUGUAUAUGACGUUACUGUAAAAUACUGUGAAAAAAAUAUAUAAUGAAUAAACAAAUUAAUAAUAAUUAUAAUAAUA